AUGGUCGCCGGUGCACGCGCCGGCGCAGCGGCCAACGCCCACCUGGCCGACGCGACCGCCACCGCGAGCACCCUCAACUACGCCCUGGGCACGCGCCACAUGAAGUCGUGGAUGCACGGCGCCGCCCAUGGUGCUCCUGCUGCCUCCCCGCCCGUCGCAUCAAACCCUACGCCCGCCGCGUCAAACCCUGCGCCCGCCUAUGCCCCGAAUCCUCACAGGAAAAGAGGACGGCCGAGGAAGUACCCGCUGCCAGACGCCCAUCACCACCAGCACGCGACAGACGCCCGCCCUCCGAGUGCGCUUUCGCACGAGAGACUGCCUGCCUCGAACUCGACCUCCCCCCAGCUGCCCAACGUCGUCACAAACCGUGCGCGCCCUGCCAGUCCUAGCCACGCCCACAUCGUCGAGUUUCCCUCGCCUACACCAAGCGCGGACGAUGUGUACAGCGCAGACGCACACGAGCCCGAGACCAGCCAUACAGCCACCUUCCGUAGAUCGAGCUUCGCCCCGCUGCAGUCCCCAAGCGCCUUCGGCCAGCCAGCCUCGCUUGGACAACACGCGUCUGUGUGGAAGCGACCGGCCGGAGACGACCCUGCGGCUGGGGAAAAACGAGCUCGCAUAGAUACUGCACCUCGGAGACAACCAAGUGUCGCAACGCGUACACCUAGUACCGCUUCAAGCUCUGAUCCAACCCCGCAAUGGAUCCGGGACACAACAGCGGUUUUACAGGGCCAAGACUUUAGUCACAACCCGUCACGUGACCAAACCUCGAGCGCGCAGACAGCCUCCCCACAGCUCACGCACGCGAGUCCACUGGUCCCGACGCAACCGUUCGGGGUGUUGCCGAAUGCGCAACAGCUUGCGCACCAGCCUGCGCACCCUCACCGUGCUGUCGUCUCUCCACGCCAGGCUCCAGAAGACGUGACAUGUUACUCUGUCGAGCUCUGUAAUCGGAUGAUCGAGGUGUUCAAGAUUGGCAUCUCAGCUCACUCCGAUGGGGACCAACUACGCUUACAUACUAUAGAGGAUGCAGUGAAGAUGCAGGAUUGGGCUUAUUUGACUCUACAUCAGUACUACUGUUUAAUGACCUGUUCGGUGCCAUCUUUGCCUGUAGAUCUGCAGCGCCACCCAAAUUUCAACGCAACAUACUCGCUGAUGCAUAAUUUACUCCAAGACACCUGGCCGCUGACAAAGCCCUUCCUGCGCUUCUUCUGCACCUUCCCCUUCUCCUUGGACUCGCUUGCGUCGACAUGGCCUGCGACGUAUCAGCAAUCCGUGCGCAUUAUGGCGACGUUCCUGGACCACUCACCAAGGAUUCUGCAGUUGAAGGAUGCAAGCGAACGACGACGAGUUCCGCCUAUGCCACGGGAGAUUGCCGAUUGUUCAGUCACAUCGCCAAUGAUUGAACGGCUCCUCGUGCAGUCCAUCAUUCGUGCGCUCGGGACCUUCUACCCGCAGGGUCCUGCACAAAUUGUUUUCUUAGAGCAGACUUUGCGAGCCUUCUAUCUGGCGCAAACCGACUUCCGGCAGCGAAGGUCUCACGGUCAGCUGGGAGGACGUCAGCAGGCAGACGAAGAAUGGCAGGCCUGGGUCUCCAACUUUGCUCAGAUUACACGAUCCAUCGAGCUCUCCAUACGGCAAAGCCUCCAGUCAAACAACCCACUAUCGCCUGAGAUGCACCAACAACCACAACCACAGGCUAACAAUCGACCCUCGGAAACGACGGUCCGACAUCGCCCACAGCCGCCGCCCCCAGCAACGUAUGGUCGAGCGGCAUCGCAGGUGCAGCCUUCAUCCCGCCGCCAGAGACAUACGGCGCUCUUACCACGGCGGGGUGUUCUCUUACAGCAGCAGCGCGUGCCGAAUCCGGCCCGUUAUGGCCUGCACCAGGCUCAUCUGAGAAGUCCAGUCUUGCAGGCUUCGGAUCAUUCCACUCCUUUGCAUUAUUUCUGGCAGGGGUUCUUCAAGAAGCCGACGAAAGUAGUGAAUGCGAAUAAUGCUAUUGAGACAAUAUCCUUCACCCUCUCUCAAGAGGAUAUGCGCUUGAUUGCUCCGGUAAUACCCGCCGCUCCAGGCGCCCCAGACAGCAGAGCUAUUGACGAACACCACAAAACAGCGCGACUGCGCUGCGUCAAAUGGCGCUCUGACGAAGAGCCAACGGAAAGCGCCUGGGCCGUGGCUGAGACAAGCUGGAUACCCCACGCGUACUUCAUCUUCAACGAAACCCCCCUCCAACUCCGUAAGAAAAUCCACCACGGCAAAGACUUGCCCGUCGACCUCACAGGCCUCCUCCGCGAAGGCCCCAACACCCUCGAAAUAUCCGUCAUGAGCCCCGCCCACGACAAAGCCCACCACAACUACCUCCUCGCGGUCGAGCUGCUCGGCGCCCGCAGCAGCACCUCGAUCAAAGCGGACUGCCUCGCCAACACCAUCCCCGCGCCCUCCGUCCUCGCCGCCAUCAAACGCAAACUCGCCCCCCGCCCCGCCUCCGACUCCGACGCCGACGACCUCGUCAUCGUCGCCACCUCCCUCACCAUCGCCCUCCGCGACCCCUUCACCGCCUCCCACAUCCCCCUCACCCCCGUCCGCGCCGCCUCCUGCGCCCACAACGAAGCCUUCGACCUCGACACGUUCCUCGCGACGCGCGCCCGCGCCGGCGACGUCUCGCGCGCAGACGCCUGGCGCUGUCCCAUCUGCCGCGGCGACGCGCGCCCGUGCGUGCUCGCGGUCGAUGGGCUAUUGGCGCAUGUCAGGGGCGUGCUGGAGAAGAGGGGCGAGUUGGGUGUCAGGGCUAUUGAAAUCGAUGCGAGUGGGGGGUGGCGCGUGAAGAAGGAGGUGCGCGAGGGCGUGCGGGACGAGAGCGAGGACGAGGACGACGGGGUGCAGAGUGUGGCGCGGAGUGCGGCGCGGAGAGCGUCGGCAUCGGCGUCGGCGGCGGCGACAGCACCGGCGGUCGAGGUCAUCGAUCUGGAUAGCGAUUGA
Messenger RNA from Boeremia exigua, 2982 nucleotides. RefSeq lists its product as uncharacterized. Gene Ontology annotation, biological process: protein sumoylation. The coding region runs from base 1 to 2982 and encodes 993 amino acids. The transcript has 2 exons. The record is from RefSeq and is a predicted model, not a curated record. Gene Ontology annotation, molecular function: zinc ion binding; SUMO ligase activity. NCBI's taxonomy places the organism in Eukaryota, Fungi, Ascomycota, Dothideomycetes, Pleosporales, Didymellaceae.